CCAAGUCCAUCAGUUUAUGUGGCUCCUAAUGGCUCUUGAACUCUCUCUCACACUGCUAUCCAAUAAAAAAACCAAAGGCUCUCAAAAUUACACCAAAAAUAUCCCCUCCCUUUUCCACAAUAAAAGGCCAUUAACAACAACUCGCACAACUUCUAACAAGCAAAACAUUAAAGCCCACAAAUUUUCUCACAGAUUAGAGCAUAGUUUCUGGUUCUUUCUUUUUCAAUGGCAACUUCAAUUUCUGCAACUGGGUUUAAAGGAAACUUGUGUUCCUCAUUCCAUGGAACUUGGGCAACUUCAAUAGUGGGGGAAGAUUAUGCCAUGCUGGUGAAAUCAGUGCCAAGCCAUGUGAGAGUUGGGAAGCCAAUCAGAGCACAACCCAUGAUGAAGAACGUCAAUGAAGGCAAAGGUAUCUUUGCACCUGCUGUUGUUGUUGCACGUAACAUCAUUGGCAAGAAGAGGUUCAACCAAAUUAGGGGCAAAGCUAUUGCUUUGCACUCGCAGGUAAUUACUGAGUUCUGCAAAUCCAUAGGAGCUGACGCGAAACAAAGGCAAGGACUGAUUCGGCUGGCGAAGAAGAAUGGAGAAAGGCUAGGGUUCCUGGCAUGAGAAAGAAAUCAGUAGAGCAUGCAUGCCUCCAUUUUGUUGUCAACAUUAGAAAUUUAUUGUUAUAGUUAAUUUCAUACUUCAUUCUCAAGGACUUCCAGAUGCAUAUACUCGUCCAGCUGGGAUUUCCUGAACAUCUUUCAGAAUGUAAAAUUUGUUGUCUGCUCCUCCAUAUUCAUCUCCAUCUCCCUCUCCAUCUCCAUAUAUUAUAUAUGCAGUUGUCAUGAUCA
This is a messenger RNA of Prunus persica (peach), 836 nucleotides long. RefSeq names its product protein PROTON GRADIENT REGULATION 5, chloroplastic. The record is from RefSeq and is a predicted model, not a curated record. Gene Ontology annotation, molecular function: electron transfer activity. The transcript has 2 exons. Bases 226 to 609 code for a protein of 127 amino acids. NCBI's taxonomy places the organism in Eukaryota, Viridiplantae, Streptophyta, Magnoliopsida, Rosales, Rosaceae. Gene Ontology annotation, biological process: response to high light intensity; photosynthetic electron transport in photosystem I. Gene Ontology annotation, cellular component: chloroplast.